Messenger RNA from Coffea arabica (coffee), 6792 nucleotides. The record is from RefSeq and is a predicted model, not a curated record. NCBI's taxonomy places the organism in Eukaryota, Viridiplantae, Streptophyta, Magnoliopsida, Gentianales, Rubiaceae.
AUUGAUUAAUCCGUUUCCUUGGCCUCGCCAUUCUCUUCUGCCACUAGGGCAGUCAUUACAAUUUCGAACUCGCCUGAAGCUACUCAACACCAAAAAGCUAAAAAGAGCGGGAAAGCCCAAAAAAAAAUUAGACUAUCCUUCACCCCUUUCUGACACUAUUGGCUGACCCUAGGGCAAUGCCUGUCGGUGAUCGAGAACUGAAUGUGCUUGGCGAGUUCAAACCAUUCGGCUUGGUCGCCGAAGCUUUCGACGGCAAAUCUUCUUCUGACAAUCCCCAGGAUGAUUACUCAUACUUCUUGUUCGACCCGGAAGUUGCCCGACAAAGAGACGACGCCGAGAAUACGGUCUGCACAUCGUCGACUACCGAUGGGAGUGAACACGAACUCUUCAUCGGAGGAAACCGGAUAAUAUGGAGCAUUGGCGCCAGAGUGUACAAAAGAUUCAGUUUUCCGUCCAAAGUCUUGAAGGCAUGUUGGUGCCGGAUGGGUGAUUUGUCGGAGGCUCUUCUUUGUGUUCUUCAGAUCAAUAGUUUGACCAUCUACAAUACAUCAGGUGAAGUUGCAUCUGUUCCUCUUCCUCACAGCAUUAUAUCAGUUUGGCCUCUUCCAUUGGGUUUACUCAUACAAGAUGCACCCGAAGGGAAUUUCUCAGUGCACAUUCCAUUUUCGUCUCCUUCUGCAUCUCUAAGCACUCGUGAUAUUGCUCGUUCAAGAAGGGAAGUUGGAUACAGCUCUCAAAAUAACUCUACUGCAACUCAUGCCUUUGAUUUUAUCUACAAGGCUGAUGGAACUUCAGGAUCCUCACAUUUGAUAUUGAAGGAUCCACUGGAAGAACCUCAGCCAACUUAUAUUGAGGAAAGAGGAAAACUAAACAUCAUUAAAGAGUUUGAUGAACGAACAAUAUGGACCAGUAAUUGUGUUCCUCUGAUGGCAUCUUAUAACAAAGGAAAGAUGCAACAUUCGGUGUGGGUUGCAGAAAUUAUCAACUCUAACCUCGAAGUGGUAAAAUCUGGAUUAUCUGAUGUAGUGCCUGCUGGGGUGCUAACAAAACAAAUUUCCUUUCGAAGGAUAUGGCAGGGGAAGGGCUCAAAUGGUCCUUCUAGUAAGGUGUUUUUGGCAACUGAUGACGAUGCUGUGCAAAUUAUUUGCUUUCUUCUCCAUGAGCAAAAAAAGUUGCUAUCAGUCCGGCUUCAUAGUGUAGAAAUAGAUGAUGAAAUUGUUUAUGAUAUUAAACCUGACAUGAGCUGGAGCAUUCCGGCAAUUGCUGCAGAACCUGUUAUUGUUACCCGUCCUAGAGUGAACAUUGGCCUGCUUCCAUUUGUAGACAUCAUUGCUUUAACGUCAGAGAACAGCCUUCUUCUCUAUUCUGGGAAGCAAUGCCUUUGUAGAUACACAUUGCCUUCAUUUUGGGGUAACCAUCAGCUGUCGUGGGUUACAAAGUCUUCAGAGACAUCCAUUAUUCAUGAAAUAAAAGCUACUGGGUUGACUGAUGCUGUUCAAGGGCGUGUAAAUGUUGUUGUAAAUAGUGGAAAGAUAUACCGAUGUAUUCUUCGGUGUAAUCCUUCAUCAUCACUAGUAAACAAUUGCAUCACAGCCAUGGCUGAAGCACUUAAUCCUAGUUUCUACAAUCACUUUCUUGUUUUAUUAUGGGGUGAUAGUGGUUCAGCUUUUAUGGCAAAGGUGGAUUCAGCUGUCAAUUCAGAAUGGGAGUCCUUCUGUCACGUGGUUAUGACACUUAGCAGAAGGUCUAGUGAUGUCUCUCUAAAACUUUCGUCUUCUGAUUCACAUUCAUCAUGGGAGUUUCUGAUCAACAGCAUGUAUCAUAAGAACUAUGGCAAGCAUAAUAGUAUUGCUGGAAUUCCACCUGUGGCAUCGUGUAACCUUCAGGGAUCAGACUCAUCCCGGUCACUUCUAAUGAGAACAGACAAUCAUGAAGAAUCAUUUUACAUCGAGUUAUUAAAGGAGAUUCUAGAUUCACUUCAUGCAGUAUAUGAAAGCCUGAAACUUGACAUUCUCCGCAAGCGGGAUGUAAGUCUUCUUGUAGUUUUAUUGUGCAAUAUUGCUGAUUCUUUGCGCGAAGAAGGCUAUUUGGAUUAUUAUAUGCGCGAUUUUCCUAGUCUUUCAAAUGACUUUGGAAUGUGCCAGUCAUCAUUGAUGAAUGAAAUUCCUCCUAGUCUUUUUAGAUGGCUAGAAAGCUGUUUGCUACACGGAUAUAGUUCAGCUAAAAUUAGUGAUCUUCCUUUUCUAAUUCGUAAAGAUGGGACUUCGGCUGUUUGUUGGGCAAGGAAGAUAGUAUCCUUUUACAGUCUAUUGUGUGGUGCGGAACAAUUGGGAAAGGGGCUGUCAUCUGGUGUUUGCUAUACUGUAGCAUCUGGAUCACAUUCUACUAAAGAGGAGCUAGUCGUUUUAGCCAUGGUUGGAGAAGCAUUUGGUUUGCAAGAAUUAGACUUGCUGCCUGUUGGUGUCUCUCUUCCAUUGCGCCACGCACUAGCUAAGUGCCGUGAUUCUCCUCCCACUGACUGGCCGGCUGCUGCAUAUAUUCUCCUUGGGCGGGAAGAUCUUGCCUGGUCAUGUCCUGUUCAUCCAAGAAAACCCAAGGAAAAUGAGCUUCAUACAAAUGGAAGUUUGACUUUUCAGUCUGCCCCUUACAUGGCUCACCUGCAGCCUGUGACAAUUCCUUCCUUAGUUUCGGAUACAAUUGAGUUGGAGAAUAAUAAGCUAGAGGAUGUUGAUUCAGUUGAUGGAUCUUUGAUGGAUGGAAUGGAGCAUAUUUUCAAUUCCAGCACUCAGUUGCGAUAUGGUCGUGAUCUGCGUUUAAAUGAGGUUAGACACAUAUUAUGUUCUGCAAGGGCAAUAGCAAUUCAAACACCCGUUAGUCCUACAGCAUCUGAUCAAGACCUCCAGCAGGCGCAGUUGUGGCAGCUUGCUCAAAGGACUACUUCCCUACCUUUUGGUCGUGGUGCUUUCACACUUGCCACGACAUGUACUCUUUUAACAGAGGCACUCACAGUCCCAAAGCUUGUUUUAGCAGGCCGGCUACCUGCACAACAGAAUGCAACAGUAAAUUUGGAUCCAAAUGUUAGAAAUGUACAAGAACUCAAAUGUUGGCCUGAGUUUCACAAUGCUGUUGCUGCUGGACUGAAACUUGCUCCCCUGCAGGGGAAGAUGUCAAGAACAUGGAUAGUAUACAACAAGCCUGAAGAGCCCAAUGUUGUCCAUGCCGGGCUCCUUCUUGCCUUGGGGUUACAUGGGCAUCUUCGUGUGCUGACCAUAACAGACAUUUACCAAUACUAUUCCCAGGAACAUGAAAGCACAACUGUAGGGCUAAUGCUUGGUCUAGCUGCAUCAUACAGGGGAACUAUGCAACCUGCUAUUUCUAAGUCUUUAUAUGUGCAUAUACCGGCUCGGCACCCCUCUUCCUUCCCGGAACUAGAAUUACCAACUCUUCUACAGUCAGCAGCACUUCUGUCUGUUGGGCUUAUUUAUGAAGGUUCGGCACACCCACAAACAAUGCAAAUUCUUCUGGGUGAAAUAGGUCGGAGAAGUGGAGGUGAUAAUGUGCUUGAAAGGGAGGGCUAUGCAGUUUCUGCUGGAUUUGCUUUGGGGCUCGUUGCCUUGGGUCGUGGUGAAGAUGCCCCUGGCUUCAUGGAAAGUUUGGUUGAUCGGUUAUUCCAAUUUAUUGGUGGCAAAGAACAGAAAACUGAAAGAUUCUAUUUUCUUACGCAACCAGUUGAUGAGCACCAGCGAACUGUUGGACAGGUAAUGGAUGGGACUUUGGUAAAUAUUGACGUUACUGCACCUGGAGCAAUAGUUGCUUUGGCUCUAAUGUAUAUGAAGACAGAAUCAAAGCUAAUACUGUCUCGGCUGUCUAUUCCACAAACACACUUUGAUUUACAGUAUGUCAGACCUGACUUUAUAAUGCUUCGUGUCAUUGCACGGAAUUUGAUACUUUGGAGCAGAAUUUAUCCUUCUGAAGAGUGGAUUCAGUCCCAGGUCCCCAAAGUUGUCCAACAUUGCAUCGAUGGCCUUGCAGAUGAGAUGGAUGAUGCCAAUAACAUGGAUGCCGAAGCUUUUGUUCAGGCAUUCGUCAAUAUAGUGGUUGGAGCAUGUAUUUCUCUUGGGCUGAGAUUUGCUGGUACCCGGGAUGGAAGGUCACAAGAGUUGCUUUAUGAUUAUGCUGUCUACUUCCUGAAUGAGAUAAAGUCAGUUUCUGUUUCAAGUAAACAUUCGUUGCCAAAAGGACUGUCUAAUUAUGUUGAUCGUGGCACCCUUGAGACGUGUCUUCAUCUCAUUGUUCUCUCCUUAUGUGUGGUUAUGGCUGGUUCAGGACAUCUUCAAACUUUGAGAUUAUUGAAAUUCCUUAGAAACCGAAAUUCAACAGAGGGGCAUUCUAAUUAUGGUGCUCAGAUGGCAGUUAGCUUGGGUAUUGGUUUCUUGUUUCUUGGGGGUGGAAUGAGGACUUUCUCAACGAGCAAUACCUCAAUUGCUGCUUUAUUAAUUACCCUCUACCCACGCUUGCCUGCUGGACCAAAUGACAAUAGAUGCCACCUUCAGGCAUUCAGGCAUUUAUAUGUUCUUGCAACUGAAGCUCGGUUGGUUCAGACAGUUGAUGUUGACACUGGUAUGCCUGUUUAUGCUCCUCUUGAAAUUACUGUUCGAGAAACUGAACACUAUGCUGAAACAAGCUUUUGUGAGGUCACCCCUUGCAUUCUCCCUGAACGUGCUGUUUUGAAGACAGUUCGUGUUUGUGGUCCACGUUACUGGCCUCAUGUCAUAGAGCUCAUUCCUGAGGAAAAACCUUGGUGGGCUUCUGGAGACAAGGAUGACCCAUUCAAUUCUGGUUUUCUUUACAUAAAGAGAAAAGUUGGAGCAUGUUCAUAUGUGGAUGAUCCUGUAGGAUGUCAGUCUCUAUUGUCACGAGCAAUGCACAAGGUUGGUUUAGCAUGUUUACGAACUUCAUCUACUAGAACAGAGCGCAUGGGUGCAGUUACUUUAGAUCAGUUGAUCAGUACAUUCUCAUCUGAUCCAAGCUUGAUUGCAUUUGCUCAACGUUUUUGCGAGCCUUCCUUGAACAACAGUUCUGACGUUGACUUCCAGGAGUUUUGCCUUCAAGUGUUGUUUGAGUGUGUGAGCAAGGAUAGGCCAGCUUUCUUGCAGGUGUAUCUGUCAUUGUACACGACCAUUGGGUCUAUGGUUGAUGAGAUUACUAGUGCUACUUGCUCUCUAGGAGAUUCACUUUCUCUCUGGAGUAUAAAGCUUGCACUUGCCUAUAAUGAAGCUUUGCUCAAUGGGAGAUUGACAAUUCCGAAUGGGGGCAUUGUGCAAUCCACUUUUCUUGGGUCGCUUAAAAAGCGGUUGGAAGAGAUUCUGAACUUUUCUUUAUGCGUCACAAAUGAUGUCCAUGAGUACCUAUUGUCGGGGAGAUGGCCAGAAAAAGAUACCACGGGAUGGAAGCGAUCAAUACUUCUUUCUUGGUAUCUACAGUGGCAUGGUGUACCGCCUUCAAUUGGAGUUAGAAGUGCUCGAGAGAAAAUCAAGCUUGUCAACAUAUCCUCGUCAGUUCCUUUGAUGCAUUUGUUGUUUCCCGGAACUCAUGUCACUGCAAUUGGUGAGAUCUACAGAUGCUGGUUGUCUUCCCGGGUUGACAAAUGAUGCAAGAUAUGAGUGCCUUUUGGAAGGAGGUUAAUGCAGAACAGGCCUCUAUAACACCAUGAAGUUGGAGCAUUUACGACUUAAAAGAGCCUGCAGGCUGUUCUUUGGCCGUUAGCAACAGUAGCUUCCCGUGUUGUAUUUCGCAAGUCUAAUCUGGGAUCAUUUGAAUGCUCGCUCUAGGCCAGGAUGCUAACUCUGUGCCACAGUGAUAGACCCCCAACAAAAAAAAAAGGGGGUUCAAGUCGUGGGAUCUUCUUGUAUCCCCCAGUUUUAAGUACCGAGUCUGCAUCAGUGAUAACAGGUUAUUGCCUGGUUGCCAACUGAGCACCGUUGUUUCUUUCGGAUCUAAGGUAGAGAGCUCUUUUUUUGAAUUUCUGCAGAUGCUGUGAGGGGCAGUUGAUUGGGGCCUUUCCAGCACCUCUUCAUCUCUCGCCCAGCCCAGAAAAGCUUACACAGGGGCAUCACAUUCUGGGCUUGGUUUUGGUCUUGACUCUGGCCUGCCACAGCGUAGAUAAUCAAGUUCUAGAAAUCUUGUGUAAAUCUUGGUGUUGGGCAUCACAUUCUGGGCCUAGUGUUCAAGUACACGGAUCUUUUGGAGCCCCAGCUGCUGUUAAGUGAUAAGGCCUAUUUAUCAGCAGAUGUUAUGGAAGCUUUUUGUAGUAUAAUUGGUGCGUGUUGACGGGCGUUUGUCCUCUGUGGGACUGAAGAGCAACGAUUCUUCCCACAACGAGAUUCUAGUUGUACUGACCUGUAAUCAGGCCGAGCCUAGUCUUGACCAAGCUGAGCUCACAGGGAAAUUGGGCCUCGUUUUCGAGGCUCAACGCCAGCCCAGAUCGUUUAAGAUUAUCGGCAGCUUUUUGACACUGGGUGGGCUGAGUUUGGCUCGGCAUAUUCCAACGGACUUGAUGUCCGAUUGUUUCGCAAAAGAUUUUCUUUAUCCUCGCAAAAUUGAGGGGCUGUCCGACGAGUGGCGUAACGAUUCUGUUUAGUGGCAAAUUUUGUCAUUUCUGGCGAACAUUUGUAUUUUGUUUUGUCUGGCAACUAUUAAUGACUUGAACGCCAAUUGAGGAUAUGACUUUGUUGUUUUACCCGCAUGAAGAGAACUUCCUACCAAUUUCAAUUUCAAAAUACUUUCCACCUA